ACUUGAUGACCCUCUGAAUUGUUGUCAGCUCCUUCGAUGUCACUUGCUUCAAGGAUAUCGCUGGCAAGCACUCUGUGCGCAGUCAGCGCCGCUAGCGGAGCGCCUGCAGCGAUUCCGGGAGCGACAGCAGCGUUACAACAGCAGCGUUGAUAUCAACGACAACGACAACGACUUGUUAUCAGCUGAACAAAUAGACGUAACCGUUGCCAAUUUGCAUGGGCAGAGCAGCAAUUACAAUUGCCAAGCCGCAGUUGCUGCCGUUGAUGUUGCAGUUGCAGUUGAUGCCAUCACACGUGGUUCGAGCGACGUUUUAGAGCAAUCCCAGGUCCAGUCACAGUUUGGUGACCCAGACGAGAAGCAGGAGGCUGGCGUUGCCACACGACGACGUGUGCUCAUCAAGCGUCGCAUUGUCCGCUCCAAACGCCUACGUUCACCAGCUCCUGAACCCGUCAGCAGAAAGUUGGUCAGCCCAGAGCAGAAAACUCAGCUUGGUUGGCUGUCAAGACUGCGGAAUUUCAGUAGCAACACACAAAGUCCAAUAGAGACGCUCAUUGCGAGCAAUAGGAAAGUCAAUUCCCAGCCCAAUUCCCUGCCCAAUUCGGAUUCCAGUCGUAAUCCCAUUAUGGCCGUCCUGCGUACUAUGAAGCUUAAGGAGCGCCUGGCUAUUAGCCUCGGUGCAACUCUCGUCCUGCUCACCCUGCUGCUCAUUGUCGAUGUGCAAAUGGAUUUCGGUGUUGCCAAUCGACAUCUGUUGCAGCAACAGCAACAGCAGCAGCAACAUCAAAAGCUGCGAUUCGCUGGCAACAGCAACAACGAUUACAACGAUGUUGGCACAGCAGGUGGAAAUGGAGGUGGAUUGUUGCACGAAUUCAAGCGCAAGUUCCUACAGAAGAGCAACUCUUCUGGUUCCAAGGAGGCGUCCACUCAGGCUCAGGCAUCGGGUGGACAAAAUGGUGGCACCACCAGCGGCCAAGAUGCUGUGGUUGCGGGUGCCACACUCUCCACACGAAAGCCAACACCACAUGAUCGUUAUGUGGAUCUGCAGAAGCUGCUGCUCAGCGAUGAAUAUCUUCAUGUCAUCAUGGAUAAUGCUCCAGAUGUGUCCGUGAAUAAUCCAACUCUUGGCGAGAUGCUGCAUCGACAAGUCGGAGUAAACGCCAGCAAUUUGGAGCGCUUCCAACUGCGCAUUACGAAGAAGGAGCUGUAUGGCGAACAGGAUACACUGGUCGAUGCGGUGCUACGUGACAUGAUCAAGCUGCCAAUCGAGCAUGUGGUGCAAAAAGAAGGUGGAACGCAGUUGAAGCUGAUUAUUGAGUAUCCCAAUGACGUGAAGGCUCUAAUGAAGCCAAUGCGGUUUCCGAGGGACCAGCAAACGUUGCCCAAUCAUUUCUACUUCACGGACUAUGAGCGUCACAAUGCCGAGAUUGCAGCCUUCCAUUUGGACAGAGUGUUGGGCUUUCGACGGGCAAUGCCUGUGGCAGGUCGCACGCUGAACAUAACGACGGAAAUAUAUCAAAAGGCCGACGAAAAUUUAUUGAAGACAUUCUUUGUUUCGCCAUCGCUUAAUUUAUGUUUCCAUGGCAAGUGCUCGUACUAUUGUGACACCUCGCAUGCCAUUUGUGGCAACCCUGACCUGCUCGAGGGUUCAUUUGCCGCCUUUCUGCCCAGUCUGGACUCAUCGAAUCGCAAGGGACGAAAGCUCUGGCGACAUCCUUGGCGACGCUCCUAUCACAAGCGAAAGAAGGCUCAAUGGGAGACAGAUGCCAAUUAUUGUGCUCUGGUACGCGAUAUUCCGCCCUACGAUGAGGGCCGUCGUUUACUGGACCUUAUGGACAUGGCUGUAUUUGAUUUUCUUACCGGCAACAUGGAUCGUCAUCAUUAUGAGACAUUCAAAAUCUACGGCAAUGAGACAUUUCCCCUACACUUGGACCAUGGGCGUGGCUUUGGGCGUCCCUAUCACGAUGAGCUCUCCAUAUUGGCGCCAGUGCUGCAAUGCUGCCUGAUACGCAAGACGACGCUCAUCAAGCUGCUGGAAUUCCACAAUGGACCCAAGCCGCUGUCACAGGUGAUGGGCGAGUCCUUGAGCAAUGAUCCCGUCAGUCCGGUGCUGUGGCAGCCUCAUCUGGAGGCGCUCGAUCGUCGAGUCGGCAUCAUUCUGCAGAGUAUACGGGAUUGCAUUAAACGGAAUCCACCCGGCGAACUGGACGCAUCCGAGGCGGACAUGUCGUCAUAGCGCUAGGCCACAAAUGAAGUGAAAUACACAACAUAGAGUUAGAGUCUAAAGUUAGCAAUUAAUUGAGUGUGUCUUGUGGACUGUCUAGAAGUAAGCGUUGAAAUCGUUACAGGGACCUUUGAAAAAGGUCACUCUGCCCAGCGAUAUCCUUGCAGCUCUGUCUGCGCAUACCAAAAACAAAGCAAAAGAAGGAAAGAAUGAAAGGAAGAGGAGAAACCAAAACAGAACAACAAAUAAGACAAAACUAGCAAACAAAUCAUUGUUGUAUGUAUAUUGUGUGCAUUUCUUGGUUCAUUUUCUGAUUCAAUGUUAAAUACCUUUACACACACAAACACACACAUAUUCCUGAGCAGCUAAAUUGUGUAAUACUUAUACUACACACACACACGACAGUGGGUGCCAAAAGCACAGUUACAUACAUACAUACAUACUUACUUGAAUUGAUACAAAGUAUAAACGAAAUUAUGCAUUGCAUUCGAGUGAAACUUCUUCAAAAGACUAUAAGUAACAACAACUAUUUGCUAAAUAUUUAUUUAUAAUUGUUUCAUUUUACAACAUUUUACAACAACAAACAUGUGUAUUUAUAAUAUGUAAAUUUAAUGCAAAAUGCAAAACAAAAACUCCCCCAAUAACAAACAAACAACAAUUGUUGCAAAUUUAGUUGAUAAGCGAUACACAACUAUAUCGAUCGAUAUCAGACGUAGCUUUAUCAGAGUGCAUACCACUGUGCCCACCCCCUUAACCCAUUCCCUCUACGAGUGUUAUUGGGUUAAGGUUAUUGGGGGUUGGUCACAUGUUGUGUUUUUUUUUGUUUGUCUUAUUUAGUUAGUCGAAUUAGUUCCAACGUGAAAAAAACGAUGUACUUCAAAGGUUAUCAAACUACUGUUAACAAUUACAACUAAUUACUAUAAUUAUUAUUAUUAUUAUUGACCAUAAAUAUAGUUAAUUUCGUUUGUUUUUACGAGUAAUGUAUUGUACAUUUUUGAAUCGUACCUAAUGUAGUUGAAUCGGACAAUUGUUUGUUAAUCAAUUCAAAAGAGCAACAAGAAAUGUAACAAAAGCAAAAACAAGAUGAAAAACAAAUUAUGUUAGAAGUAGCAACAAUUUUAGUGAAAAUUUCUGAAACAUUGAAUAAAAAAUACCAAAGAAAUGUAA
Messenger RNA from Drosophila innubila, 3388 nucleotides. RefSeq names its product extracellular serine/threonine protein CG31145. Bases 623 to 2233 code for a protein of 536 amino acids. The record is from RefSeq and is a predicted model, not a curated record. Gene Ontology annotation, biological process: protein phosphorylation. NCBI's taxonomy places the organism in Eukaryota, Metazoa, Arthropoda, Insecta, Diptera, Drosophilidae. The transcript is spliced from 12 exons. Gene Ontology annotation, cellular component: Golgi apparatus. Gene Ontology annotation, molecular function: protein serine/threonine kinase activity.